UGUUGAGUGAGAAAUUUCAAGACUUAUUGUUUUGAAUACCAUCGCCACCUUGAAUGAAAAGCGCAGGCAACAGUAGAAGGUGCAGAUUUUGACCAUAUUUUCCCUGUGGGCAGUUAUCGUGGUCCUCUACGUGGGCUUGAGGCGCCAGAAGAAAAAGGAGACCCUCAUGUCCUCCAAGGAGGACAUCCGGGACAACGUCAUCCACUACGACGACGAAGGCGGCGGCGAGGAGGACACGCACGCCUUCGACAUGGGAACGCUGCGCAAUCCCAAAGUGGUCAAGGACAACCUGUUCCGCCGGGACGUCAAACCCGAGAUCAAACGGUGCCCGAGGCCGGCGGGGUCGAAGGACAGCGCCGACAUCCGGGCGUUCAUCAACCAGCGGCUGAAGGACCACGACGCGGACAACUCGGCGCCUCCGUACGACUCGUUGGCCACGUACGCCUACGAGGGCAGCGGCUCGGUGGCCGAGUCGCUCAGCUCCAUCGAGUCCCUCGCCGCCGACGUGGAGGAAGACUACGAUUACCUCAACGAGUGGGGGCCCCGCUUUAAGACACUGGCGGGAUCUUCGGCGAGCCGUCGGGGUCCCGCUCGGACUUGACAAACACGGAGAGCACGCAGUGAGGACGCGGACGGACUCCAGGAGCAAAUAUGUAACGUUUUAACAUCUGUGUUUUUUUUUCUGUUUUUUUUUUGACAAACAUGAUCGGUCCCAAAAUUGUACAAAUACAAAGAAAAUAAAGAUCGGAGAUGCCGUUCAGUUCUCUCCCAAUUGAAUGUUGACACGUAACCAUGGAGAUGUCACUUUCUUGAACAUCCUCAAAAGUGCCUCAACUUGACUUUUCACGUCCGACCGACCGACGUCACUUCUGUGGCCCCCGUCAGGCCAAAGAUGUUUUGAAUGUUAUUUAUCCUCCUAUUUAUGUACCUGGCUGAUUGGGUCGUCGUGUAUUUAUCUAUUUAUCUCAGUCACGCUUCUGUAUAUUUUGGAUUUCAUUUUAUUUUUGGUCACACUUUUUGUAACAAAGGUAAAAUGUUCCUGUUGGGGCGGGUGGUGUGAAUAGACUUGUACUAGAGUUGUAAAAACAAAAGAGACAUUAGGGCUAAAUAUUGCAGUUCUGUCAUGUUCCAAACACCCUUUUCUUAAAUAAACCACACUUGAACAAAAAGUGAAAGUUCCCUCAAAGCACAUCUAAUUGUUGUCAAACCUACUUUUCCAACAUGAGAUUAACCUUCUAAUACACUUAACGUUUGUUUGUUCGUUCACUGGUGAUGGGCAGUAACAAGCUACAUGUAACUAAGCUACGUAGCUUAACGCUCGUUUGUUCACCGGUGAUGGCAGUAACAAGCCAAAUGUAGCUAAGCUACGUAGCAUAACGUUUGUUCAUUCACCAGUGAUGGUCAGUAACAAGCUACAUGUAACUAAGCUACGUAG
This is a messenger RNA of Entelurus aequoreus (snake pipefish), 1435 nucleotides long. RefSeq names its product cadherin-12-like. Gene Ontology annotation, biological process: cell-cell junction assembly; multicellular organism development; cell morphogenesis. Lineage: Eukaryota; Metazoa; Chordata; Actinopteri; Syngnathiformes; Syngnathidae. The transcript has a single exon. Gene Ontology annotation, molecular function: cadherin binding; calcium ion binding. The coding region runs from base 167 to 601 and encodes 144 amino acids. Gene Ontology annotation, cellular component: catenin complex; adherens junction. The record is from RefSeq and is a predicted model, not a curated record.